AUGACUGUAAUCUACGGCACAGCAGCCGCACCAUUUCUGGCCAUAAGAGCAUUACGAAAACUCACCGAAGAUGAAGCCUCUGACUACUCACUUGGCUCGAGAAUCGUGUUGAGAGACUUCUAUGUAGAUGACAUGCUAACAGGAGCGAAAUCAGUAAAUGAAGCAACGAUCAUAAAACAGCAAACUUAUGAAUUACUCAAACGAGGGGAAUUCGAACUAACGAAAUGGUGCUCCAACGAAACCAAGCUACGAGACAAUGAAUCGCUAGCAGAUAAUAAAGAGUUUGACGCGAGCGGAUCUCAAGGUGAGACUCAAGCACGUGGAUUAGUGUGGAACUACGAGUUGGAUGAAUUCAAAUUCGUUGACACAGGCAAAUGGACAACACUCGAGAAAGUCACCAAGCGAAACAUUCUAUCAAGGACGGCACUAAUCUUCGAUCCAUUGGGGUUCAUAGGACCUGUAACGUUGACGGGAAAAAUCAUCAUGCAAGAACUGUGGUUGCUGAAAAUUAAUUGGGACGAAUCAAUCCCUAUGGAACUGAACACUACGUGGAAGGAGUAUGAAUCACAGCUCAAACAGUUGGAUGACGUCAAGAUUCCUCGAAAAAUACUGACAGAAAACCUCGUAUACAUUGAAUUACACGGAUUUGCCGAUGCUAGUCAACAGGCGUAUGGAGCAUGCGUGUACAUGCGGUCUAUCUCGGAAAACGGACAAGUGGAAAGUCAUUUGAUUGCGUCCAAAUCACGGAUAGCGCCUGUGAAAUCACUGUCAAUACCACGACUAGAAUUAUGUGGAGCUUUGGUGCUUGCUCAAUUAGUCGAUAAACUGAAGAACUGCUUAAACUGUAAGAUCGACAAUAUCAUUUAUUGGACCGAUUCCAAUAUAGUAUUGUGCUGGUUACAAGCACCUGGUCGUAAUUAA
Messenger RNA from Mycetomoellerius zeteki, 921 nucleotides. RefSeq lists its product as uncharacterized. Bases 1 to 921 code for a protein of 306 amino acids. The transcript has a single exon. The record is from RefSeq and is a predicted model, not a curated record. Lineage: Eukaryota; Metazoa; Arthropoda; Insecta; Hymenoptera; Formicidae.